AUGCUAAAAGAUGCCAUGCGAAUGAAUCCCGAAAGAAUCUCCCUCGGAAAAUCUUCAAGAAGCUCAUUUAACCCAGACGUCUUCGCAGAUGCAAGUGAACGCGCCACAGCAGCCUGUGCAUACGCGUUCAAUAAUGGGAAAUCAUCCUUGUUGACGGCAAAGUCAAAACCGCCAUCCAUCAAAUCGAAGACAACAACCCCGAUAGCAGAAAUGAAUGCUUCGUCAAUGACUGCAAGACUAGCCCGAUCAAUUCAUCACGCUCUGGACAAAGGCAAUGGCCAACAUAAGAAAUAUUAUUAUCUAUUCCGACUGACAAGUUAUUCUCAAUGCCAACAUAAGAAAUAUUAUCAUCUAUUCCGACUGGCAAGUUAUUCUCAAUGGAUAAUGAAAUCUCCUGACGAUCACGAAUUAAGCAUACACGUCCGUAAUCGUUUGAAGGAAAUCCAUAAUAUCAUCGACGCGUUGAAUGCAACGCAAACCAAUGUCUACUUCGGAUACGUGCCAUUAAAGGACAGCCCAGCAGAUGCUGGCACGCGUGGUCUUCUUAAACCAAUUGCAACACCAUGUUUGGUGGGAUGGCCCACAGUUCCCUCGAGAACCAAUAUCGAAAUGAAAUACAUCAAUGUUUCGCAUAGCCUAUACUACUUUUACUCAACAUAG
This is a messenger RNA of Haemonchus placei, 660 nucleotides long. NCBI's taxonomy places the organism in Eukaryota, Metazoa, Nematoda, Chromadorea, Rhabditida, Trichostrongylidae. The record is from the annotation of a GenBank genome assembly.